Molecule: messenger RNA, 540 nt
Organism: Cordyceps militaris CM01
Lineage: Eukaryota; Fungi; Ascomycota; Sordariomycetes; Hypocreales; Cordycipitaceae
Exons: 2
Coding region: 1-540 (179 amino acids)
Source: RefSeq, a predicted model, not a curated record
AUGAGCCAGAGCCGGUCGUUGAGGCAGUGUCACGAACUGUGUAGAGGUCUACUGGCGUCACUCUGCAACUUGUCUGUAAAUAAUUCGUUGCUUUGCACGGCCAGCGCCGACUCCCGCCACGCUAUGCACUUGCCGAUUGCCGCUGUGGUGCUCAGCGCGCUGUAUACCACUUGUGCUGCAGACUACUUGGAGGUUUACCAGAGAUGCAGAGCCAGAGACAAAUGUGAAGGUCUUGGCUAUUUCAAUACAGACUAUGGCGAGUACGAGGUGAGCGGCAAUGGCGGGUGCCAUCGCACCAAGGUGCCAUAUAUGACCGAGUUUUGUAUCGACUGGCGUCUUGGACGCGCGCACUUUCGGUUCCAAGGACAGGGGGACAAGCGUUGCUUGCUUCUGGUGAGCACUCAAGACUGGAAGUGCUCGUUCAGAAUGUGUUAUGUACAGGUGUUUCAAGAGAUUGGUUGCUACUGGUUUGCGGCAGAGUCUGGGCGGGAGGAUGAUGGUGCGCUUCCGUUUACCAUGAAGAAGCCAGAGGUGGAAUGA